AUGGGAAAACAUACAAAAUUUGACAAUAGUGAUGAGGAUUCGGAUGUAGUUGAAAGAAAGAGUCACAAAAAAGAAAAGAAAGAAAAAAAGGACGAAAAGAAAGACAAACGAGAUAGAAGCCGAUCCCCGCAUAAGGAACGAGAGGAAUCUCCGAAAACGGAUCGCCAUGGAGAAAAGGUAUUAUUAUUUUUUUUUGUUUGUCAAUCUGGGCUGGAAUCUGAAAGAGAAUGCGCAGUCGCCCACAUUGGAAAAGGUUUUGCGUUCACACAUGUAGAAACAUUUAGGAACGAUUCACGACGUCGAGAUGAAAAAUAUCACGGACGACGAUAUGAUUAUGAGAGAGGUGAUCGAAGAGACGAUAGAAACAACUGGAAAAGAGAAAGAAACGAUCGAAAUGACCGUCGGAGCGAUUUUUCAAGAAAAGACAACAAACCUCGUCUCUCUGCUGAAGAAGUCGCAGCUCAGCGGAAAGCUCUCUGGGGCAGCAAGAAAGCGACUCCGGAAUCAUCAGCGAGCGUUGAAUCCACUUCAACUUCAUCUGAAUCAAUUCCUGGUGGAAAAAAUGAGAAGUUAUGGUCAUCCGCAAUUGCUGCAACUGGAGUCGAUUCUUCGCAGGCCAAUAAGUUUAUGAGACUGAUGGGAGUGAAGAAUGCACCAAAACCCGCUGCGGACUCUUCAAAUCUAUCAGCAGAGAAACAUCGGCAGGAUAAAAUGCUCAAUGACCUAGAGAAGCAGUAUGCAGUAGCAAGAGAAACUACUCAUAUGGGACGUGGAACUGGCUUCGGAUUUGGACACUAA
Messenger RNA from Caenorhabditis remanei, 798 nucleotides. RefSeq lists its product as uncharacterized. The transcript is spliced from 8 exons. Lineage: Eukaryota; Metazoa; Nematoda; Chromadorea; Rhabditida; Rhabditidae. The record is from RefSeq and is a predicted model, not a curated record. Bases 1 to 798 code for a protein of 265 amino acids.